This is a messenger RNA of Stereum hirsutum FP-91666 SS1, 3738 nucleotides long. RefSeq lists its product as uncharacterized. NCBI's taxonomy places the organism in Eukaryota, Fungi, Basidiomycota, Agaricomycetes, Russulales, Stereaceae. Bases 220 to 2844 code for a protein of 874 amino acids. The transcript is spliced from 4 exons. The record is from RefSeq and is a predicted model, not a curated record.
CACGCUCUCUACCGUGCCUUUCUACGUCACCGUGUCCGCCGCCCACGAGCUGAGGCCAGCAAAGCCAAAGGCUCGUCAAGGCGACGCUUUGACUGGGCGAUUAUUGAAGUGGGAACUUUCGGAUCGGCUUGCGUUCGCCUAACUGAGUUUAAUCACAAAGUCCCACAAGCUUUGCCCUUCUGCAUCCCACCCGCUCGUCCCUCCUUCCUCCCGACCACCAUGGCCUCCCUCCGUUCCCUCCUUCUCCUCUUCGCCCUCGCCCUCGCUUCCGUUCUCUCCGUCGUUGCCCAGUCGUCUUCGUCAAACUCGUCCAGUUCUACCAGCUCCUCAUCGCUCUCGCAGACGACCUACCUCACCACCAGCUUUAUCUCUACGACUAUCGCGACCCAGUCCGGAGGCUCGACCGUCCAAGUGCCUACGUCCGUACCCACCACGCUCAAUGUCACCUCCACCAUCACCCCCACCUCUACCUCCGCCUCCGCCACUUCCUCCGCAUCCGCCUCGGCCACCGCCACACCCAUAACUCUCGCCACCGUCCUCGAUCCUGCCUUUGGUGUCCUGGGAGGUCUGCUCAUCAUCACCGGCCUGCCCAGUGCUUUCUUGGGUCACAAGAACCGAUGGUCGUCCUUCUUCCUUAUCGGCUGCUAUACCCUCUCCCUCGUCUGCUUCGUCCUCAUCCUCAAGUUCGGGAUAUUGAACGCCGUCAAUCCACCCAGUAAGACCCUCCGAGGCAUGUUCGUGCUCGCGUGUAGCGUGGCUGGCAUCGCCGGAGGGGGUAUCUCCAUCUUUUUUUGGAAGGCGACGCGGUUCUUUAUUGGCGCCUGGGGCGGCUUUGCGUUCGCGCUUUGGAUCGAAUGUUUCAGAGACGGCGGCCUCAUACAUACCAUCGGUCUCCGCUGGAUUCUCUUCAUCGGAUGCGCCGUUGCGGGCUUUGUGCUCUGCACCAUCCAGAAGAUUCACUAUCACGUCGUUUUGGUCUCCACCGCGUUCGUCGGUAGCUCGGCCAUGAUGCUCGGUGUGGACUGUUUCACGUCGGCGAACCUGAAGGAGUUCUACAUUUGGAACCUCGGAUUCUCCUCGCUCUUCCCGAAAUACACCAACAACGGUAUCCAGUUCCCCGUCUCGCAGACGAUGGAGAUCGAGCUCGGUCUCAUCGGCGCCAUCGCCCUCAUGGGCGUCGCCGUCCAGCUCCGCAUCCUCAAGCUCCUCCAACGGAAACUGAAAGAGAUCAAGGAAGAGCAAAAACGGCGGGACGCGGAGAACGACAGCAAGGAGGCCGAACGCUUCUCACGCCUCCCACAGGAGCUCGCAGAGUGGGAGAAGGAGCACCCCAUCGACGGCAAGCACUGGCGUCAGAACAGCGAGUUCUCCUCCGUGCCCCUCAUGCAGCAUAAUGCGACGGACUCGCCCGGGACCCCCGGGACCCCUGAGCCGAUGUUUGCGCGUAAUCGGAAUCCGUCCGAGACGUCGCAGCUCAUGUUGGCCCCUCCCUACCGCGCACAGAGCCCAGGCGCGCUGCCUGCGCUCGAUCUGGGCCUCGACAUUCAGGAGGACGUCCCGAAGGGGUUCAUGGCAGAUGUUGGGGACGACACGAAGGAGUCCGCGUCGAAUGGGUCCGAGGCGAAGAAACGCAAGACGGAGCUCGAGGCAGAGAUCAGCACCCUUCGUCGGUCGAUCGACCUCUUGGGCGACUCGCAAGCCUCGUCCGCGUCUGGCUCUCGUCACCCCUCUCUCACCUCUCGUCGGACGCUCAGCUACGACCUCAACAACGCCGUCCUUCCUGCUGCUUCUCACUUACGCCCCCCCAAAGUGAACGAACAACGCAGCCGCGUGCAAUCCAUGGAACUGUCCACCCUCACCAGCAGUCAGCAGGCCGGGAAUUCCAUUGGAAGGCCGACGAGUGCGCCUCUGCGUAAUCAGGACGAUUGGGACGCGUACGUUCGCGAUCGUAAGAUCCUACAGCCACCCUCUGGUCCCUCGGCUCCGAUCGCGACGACGCCCAUCAGCAUGCCCAUGCCGGCACCUGCGCCACGUCUGACCGUUCCCCCUGCUGUGCAUGAGGCUCUCCUUCGGCGGGGUCAGCGCGAAGGUAUCUUGGACGGGGAAGGUGGUGUGCCUCUGGUUUCUCCGGUGAUGGAUGCUGAAGGGGCUCAGUUCUUGGGAGCAACGUCGAGACAUCGCCACCACCGCACGAACUCGUCGAAUGUGCCUCACAAUAAUAAUAACAAUGGUGGCAGUUCAGCCGCUGUGAACGUCUUGCCUCCCAGGAAAGGAACGUCGCCGAACGGUGGCAGCCCGAACGGACCUCAUCAUCCCCCUCGUACCGUCACUUAUGAGGAACUCACGGAGAGGCAUCGCGAGAAGCUGCGGGAGCUUCAGGCGCCACUCACUCAGGCCGAGAAAGAGCACGCCGAGCUCGAGGCGGCAAAGGCGAGGUGGGAGCGCUCGAAGGCGGUGGAGAAGCAGGCGGUUAUGAAGAGGCAGGCGGAACAGGCGAGGUUGAACGAGAAGAAACAGCAGCAGCAGCGGACGGGUGCUGGUGCUGGUGCUGAGGACGCGCAAGGGCACGGCGAUAAAGGAAAUGCGCAUUCUCGCUCACCGAGCGCCGGUGUGGGGAGGCCCGUCACGCAUACGAAGAGGCUGUCGACGAUGAAGGUCGAGGAUUGGCAGAGGUAUCAGUCGGAUGUUGAGUUGCAGCGGUCGACUCAACAGCAGCAGAAGCCUUCCCCGAGUCGUAGACAGAGCGCGGUGCCGUUCCCUGAUCAGCCGAGGGGGCAGCAGCAAAGGCCUAACCAUGAGCGGAAGGGCAGUCGCGGUCUCUCGGGGGUGUUGCCGCCGAACUGAUCGUUUUUGUGAAUUGUGACCACCGCGGUGCAUAGUGGAUUUAUUGGUCACUUUGUUCAUGGACUGCACGUAACCUUUUCAUUGUUGUUUCUUGGUACAUUGUACGUUGACGUCGCCGUUGACAUUGUUCGGGUAUCGGUUUUCGGAUUCUUUCUUGGCUCGCUUCCCCUCUCUUUCAGUACGUUAUCCUCUUUCCUUCGCUUCCUUCAAUUCGUCCAUGUCAAUGCGCUACCGUCGCCCGCCAUGACCUGGUAUUCUUUUUUUGUUGCAAAAACCCUAGUCCUCUCCUUCCAUGUCACUCUUCUCCUCUACUCUUGGACUUUCAUUCAUUCUCUCUCUCUCGGUUGUUCGGUUUAUCUUAAUCGAUAGCGGAAUCACGGACAGCACAGUAACCAGUAACUCAAUCUCUUCCUCCAUACCUCCCCUCCCUUCCCACCACCAACCCCUUUCUCCCCACACCACAUCUGUUCAUCACUCAUGACAUCUCACCUCACCUCACAUCCGUCUAUGGACCCUCUGCACUUUUAUAUUUCUGAACAUCCGAAUGUUUGUCGCAGCAUCACGCAUCGUUAGUUAGUUAGUUAGUAGUAGUUGUACAUACUUUCUCCUUGUCACCUCCAGUAGUCCAGUAGUAAGCAGUUGGUCGAACCCGUCCUGUCCCCCUCACGCCCCCCUCGUUUAGACGUUCGAUAUUCAUGUAACCCACCAUAUCCCAUAUCGAUUCUUCCGGACACAUUUCUCACAUUACGGUCUGAACCAUUAUUAGCUACAUAGCAUCAUCAUUCAUCUUUAUUUUGAGUACUCGAUACGUCGUACAUCGCGUUUGUGUUCUGUUCUGUUCGCAAAUAUACCUGUAAGGCGGGGGUUCUGACGCAGAGUCGACCCCGUCGUCAC